Paramisgurnus dabryanus is the source of this 3335-nucleotide messenger RNA. It is a transcript of the gene usp5, whose product is annotated as ubiquitin specific peptidase 5 (isopeptidase T). Lineage: Eukaryota; Metazoa; Chordata; Actinopteri; Cypriniformes; Cobitidae. Gene Ontology annotation, molecular function: cysteine-type deubiquitinase activity; protein binding; zinc ion binding. Gene Ontology annotation, biological process: protein deubiquitination. The record is from RefSeq and is a predicted model, not a curated record.
UUGCAGCUCCCCUGGCCUGAAUGAAACACACUGGAUCAUCAGCAGCUUUUCAUUGAGGGGAAACAGGGAGAAAGCAGGGGGGCUGUCAGAGACUUUAAGCGAACUGUAUUUCAGGAGCGGGUGAUUGCAGACUGGGCCAGACGGGCAAGCGUGUGCAGGCAAAUAGUGUUUAACCAAAAUGACGGAGGUUAGCGAGAUAUUAAUGUCGGUUCUGUCUACGAUUCGGGUACCGAGGCCCGGAGAUCGUGUUCACAAAGACGAGUGCGCCUUGUCGUUCGCCAGCCCGGAAAGUGAGGGAGGUUUGUAUGUCUGCAUGAACAGCUUUCUGGGCUUUGGAAGCAAGUAUGUGGACCGACAUCACGCCAAAACCGGUCAGAGGGCUUUUUUGCACAUCACCCGGACUCGCAAGAGACAGGAGGAUGAUGGUAAUUCUGGAUCAGGUGAUCCUCCAAAAAAGAAGCCCACAAGACUAGCUAUAGGGAUUGAAGGAGGGUUUGAUGUUGAGCAGGAGCAGUAUGAGGAGGAAGUCAAGGUUGUUAUCUUCCCAGAUCGACAGGAUGUGACAUUGGAAGAUCUUGCUUCCAUGCCAGAGGUCGUUCGAGAACGGGUGUCUCUGUCAAUAAGAGGGCUGCAGGCAGCAGAUUCUGUGUCACACGCUCUGCAGGUGCAGCAGUGGGACGGAGAGGUACGUCAGGAGUCAAAACACGCAGCUGAACUCAAACAACUCGACAACGGAAUCAAAAUUCCUCCCAGCGGAUGGAGAUGUGAGGUCUGUGACCUACAGGAGAACCUGUGGAUGAAUCUGACCGAUGGAAAGGUUCUGUGCGGGAGGAGAUAUUUUGAUGGCACAGGGGGGAAUAACCACGCCCUCCAGCAUUACCAGCAGAGUGGAUAUCCACUGGCUGUCAAACUUGGCACAAUAACACCUGAUGGAGCAGAUGUCUAUUCAUAUGACGAAGAUGAUAUGGUGUUAGAUUCUAAGCUUCCAGAACACCUUUCCCACUUCGGCAUCAAUAUGAUGACCAUGGAAAAGACGGAGCGAACCAUGACUGAGCUGGAGAUUGCAGUGAAUCAGCGUGUGGGCGAGUGGGAGGUGAUUCAGGAGUCAGGCACAACUCUGAAGCCCCUGUGGGGACCGGGGCUCACCGGUAUGAAGAACCUGGGAAACAGCUGCUACCUCAAUUCUGUCAUGCAAGUGCUCUUCACCGUCCCAGACUUCCAGACCAAAUACGUUUCUAAGAUUGACAAGAUCUUUGAUGAGGCGCCCAGUGACCCUACUCAAGACUUUAAGACCCAAGUAGCAAAGCUGGGCUAUGGUCUUCUGUCAGGAGAGUACUCUAAGCCUGCCCCUGAUCCUGGAGAUGACCCCAGUGCCUCCAAUGAAUCCAAGGGUGACCAGGUUGGCAUAGCACCUCGUAUGUUCAAAGCUCUUGUUGGGCGAGGCCAUCCUGAAUUUUCCACCAAUCGGCAACAGGAUGCACAGGAGUUUCUUCUCCACUUCAUUAAUAUGGUAGAGAGGAACUGUCGGUCUGGCAUGAAUCCCUCAGAAGCUUUCCGCUUUCUAGUGGAAGAAAAGAUUGUCUGCCAGCAGUCCCAAAAGGCCAAGUAUACCCAACGAGUGGACUACAUUGUCCAGCUGCCCGUUCCUAUGGACCAGGCAACAAAUAUGGAGGAGUUACAAGAAGCAGAGCGCCGUCGUGAGGAGGCGGAGUCGUCCGGAGCCCCGCCCUCUGCAGCAGUACGUGCUCAGAUCCCAUUUGCUGCCUGUAUGGCUGCUCUUAGCGAACCAGAAACACUCACAGAUUUCUGGAGCUCUGCAGUGCAGUCUAAAACCACUGCCACAAAGACCACUCGCUUUGCUUCAUUUCCUGACCAUCUUGUCAUUCAAAUUAAGAAAUUCACAUUUGGCAUGGACUGGGUUCCUAAAAAACUGGAUGUUAGCAUCGAUGUUCCCGACACUUUGGAUCUGAGCGGACUCCGUGCCAUGGGACAGCAGCCAGGGGAGGAGCUUCUGCCGGAAGUAGCCCCGCCGCCUCUCAUGACCCCCGAUGUGGAGGUUAAAGGUAUCCUGGGUUCCCACGGCAACGAGGAGGACGACUCUCUCUACUCCCCACUGCUGUCUCCAGUGUUAGAUGACUCCACAGUGUCUCAGCUGUGUGAGAUGGGUUUUCCUUUGGAAGCUUGCCGGAAGGCUGUGUACUACACGGGCAACACAGGCAUUGAUGCCGCGAUGAAUUGGGUUAUGGGACACAUGGACGAUCCUGAUUUCUCUGCACCUUUAGUGUUGCCUGGCUCUAGUUCUGCUCCCGGCACAACACCUACAGAGAGUAUACCUGAGGAACACCUAGCAACUAUUGUGUCCAUGGGAUUCAGUCGAGACCAGGCGACCCGUGCUCUUAGAGCUACGAAUAAUAUAUUAGAGCGUGCUGUGGACUGGAUCUUCUCUCACCUGGACGAUUUGGAGUCCAUGGACGUGUCUGAAGGUGGACGUUCAGAGGCAGGAAGUGAAGCCAGUCGGGAGCCGCCUCCAGGACCACGUGUUCGUGACGGACCAGGAAAGUAUGAGCUCUUUGCCUUCAUCAGUCACAUGGGGACGAGCACGAUGUGUGGUCAUUACGUCUGUCAUAUCAAAAAGGACCAACAGUGGGUGAUCUUCAAUGAUCAGAAAGUUUGUGCCUCUGAGAAACCACCUAAGGACCUGGGCUACCUGUACUUUUACAGGAGAGUGGUGGAAUAAAGCAAACUUAUACAGCAUUUCUUUCUCUCUCUCUAUCGGUUUCACACACAUAUACACACACACACACACCUGUAUCUGAGCUACUGGAACUGUAGGCCCAGACUCCUGCUUCUGAUGACCCUUUUUAAUUAAAUGUCAAAGCACUUCUCCAUCACAUAUACUCACUAAUGAAAAGCGGAUGUCGGCUGUAAUUAUAAUAAAAUGGAAAAAAUGUAGGGUGUGCGGAUUAGAGUGUACUUACUCGAAACGCUACUGUUGGUGACACCUUACCACACACAGGCAUACACACAAUAGUCUCAUUCGUGCCUCCCUUUGAUUGGAUAGUUGCUAUUGUGACAUGGCUUUUAGAGCUAAGCUCCGCCUUCCCUCCCUUUAUGUGUUUCAGAAUGUUUCUGCACAUGUUUAAAAGGACAAAUGAAUAUUACUAAAUCACAACAACAGUUCAAUAUUAUGUGCUGGAGUUUUAAAUUUAACACAUGAAUGCAAGACUUAUUGUGUUGUUUAUUUUUCACACUCAUAUUUUGUUUUUUGGGUGAGGAAAGAACUUCCUUUUGUUCUUUAUUUGCUUUAAAAUAAUAAAAUGUCUGCUUGUUCUGAC